AUGUUUCGCUCACUAUUCCCCUCAUGGGGACGUUGCACGUUGACCGGAACCAUUCCGCAGCGCUCAAUCUAUCUGCGAAAAGGUAUAUUCGAAGCAGAGAGGAGGUAUUUCUCAGGCAAUUCUUUGCUCCGCGCACAACGCAAUGACUCCGCAGCGCCAUUCAACACGCCGCAAUCGCAGCAGCGCAAUACUUCCACAAUGUAUUAUACCAUCAGUAUGAUUCUUGGAACUGUCGCUCUUGCCUACGGAUCAGUUCCUCUCUACAAAAUGAUUUGCCAACAGACCGGCUGGGGCGGACAACCAAUCCUCACCCAUCGCAAUGGAGACGGCGACACUGCCGGACGCGUUACACCCGUGACGGACUCCCGACGCCUCCGUAUUACCUUCAAUGGGUCUGUUUCAGACGUCCUGCCCUGGAAGUUUACACCACAACAACGAGAGGUGCGAGUCUUGCCGGGUGAGACUGCGCUGGCGUUCUACACAGCCGUGAACAAAGGCCCUCAGGAUAUCAUUGGAGUUGCUACAUAUAGUGUCACUCCGGGGCAGGUGGCGCCUUAUUUCAGCAAGAUCCAAUGCUUCUGCUUCGAGGAGCAAAAGCUAAAUGCUGGAGAGACGGUGGAUAUGCCAGUCUUCUUCUAUAUUGAUCCUGACUUUGCAACGGAUCCGAACAUGCAGGGCAUUGACACGAUCACUUUGUCUUAUACCUUCUUUAAAGCGAGAUAUGACGAUAAUGGUGUUUUGAAACCCAUCCAAUCAUGA
Messenger RNA from Penicillium manginii, 759 nucleotides. Its product is annotated as cytochrome c oxidase assembly protein. Gene Ontology annotation, cellular component: mitochondrial inner membrane. Lineage: Eukaryota; Fungi; Ascomycota; Eurotiomycetes; Eurotiales; Aspergillaceae. The record is from RefSeq and is a predicted model, not a curated record. The transcript is spliced from 4 exons. Gene Ontology annotation, molecular function: copper ion binding. Bases 1 to 759 code for a protein of 252 amino acids.